Messenger RNA from Nicotiana tabacum (common tobacco), 516 nucleotides. Lineage: Eukaryota; Viridiplantae; Streptophyta; Magnoliopsida; Solanales; Solanaceae. The record is from RefSeq and is a predicted model, not a curated record.
AUGCCGGCUCUCACUAAAUUCUUCUCUCAUUUUCACGAACUGAUCAACAUUUUAUUCUAUUCAUGGCUUCCUAAAGUACUAAGGUUUCUAGUGCUGGUUUCUCUUGUUUCAGCCAGUUUAUACGUACAGAGACAAGAAAAACACAAGUGCAGGAAAAUAAUAAACAAGAAGAGCUCUAAAUUUGUGUACAAAAAGAGGAAGUUACUGGGCUUAGCUGCUACAGAACCACAUGAUUGUGCGAUUUGCUUAUGCGAAUUCGAGCACGGAGAUAAAGGGAGGAAGAUUGAAAGUUGCAGUCAUAUGUUCCAUGAAAAUUGCUUAGAUAAAUGGUUAAUAUACGGCAAGGGUCAAGCCACGUGCCCGCUUUGCCGGAGCGCGAUUAUACCGGAAAAUAUGAUGGAAGAUCACCGGAAAGUUGAAGAUGAAGGACUGACGUUUACUAUCUUUGAGGAAGAACUUGCUCUUCUGUUGCUCUCUGGCUUGAGUAAUGGAUGUUGCACUCAAUGGCGUUUCUAG